Molecule: messenger RNA, 3465 nt
Organism: Bicyclus anynana (squinting bush brown)
Lineage: Eukaryota; Metazoa; Arthropoda; Insecta; Lepidoptera; Nymphalidae
Gene: Ubqn
Product: ubiquilin-1
Exons: 11
Coding region: 110-1687 (525 amino acids)
Biological process (GO): ubiquitin-dependent protein catabolic process
Cellular component (GO): cytosol
Molecular function (GO): polyubiquitin modification-dependent protein binding
Source: RefSeq, a predicted model, not a curated record
UCACAUUUAUUGUCAUUUGUCGAUGCAUUAGUCAAAUUUUUUGAGACAAAUUCUUGAAUUACUGUUCCGCCAAAGCAGCCAAAGUACAGAGUCAUCUAGAAUUGAUAAAAUGGCAGAAGGCCAGGACGAACCCAAAAAGAUUACAAUAACUGUAAAAACACCUAAAGAGAAACAGCAAGUAGAAAUCGAGGAGGACUCUGAUAUCAAAAAAUUGAAGGAAGUGCUGGGCUCCAAGUUUAACUCGGAGCCGGAGCAACUAUGUCUCAUUUUCGCUGGAAAAAUAAUGAACGACGGCGACACGCUGAAACAGCACAAUAUUAAGGAUGGGUUGACAGUUCAUCUUGUUAUCAAGACCCCCCCGAGACCGGAACCCGAGGGGGCUACGAGGCGCCCGCCAGCUGAUAUUAGUGCUACUCCAUUUGGAUUGAACUCACUCGGUGGACUUGCUGGUCUUGAAAGCUUGGGACUUGGUCAGAGCACUUUUAUGGAUCUUCAGGCACGCAUGCAACAAGAGUUGCUAUCCAACCCAGAUAUGUUGAGGCAAGUCUUAGACAACCCACUGGUGCAGCAAAUGAUGAAUGAUCCGGAGAACAUGCGUUCACUCAUCACAUCCAAUCCUCAGAUGCAGGACUUGAUGUCUAGAAAUCCAGAAAUCAGUCACAUGCUGAACAACCCUGAGCUACUCCGCCAGACAAUGGAAUUGGCACGCAACCCUGCCAUGCUGCAAGAACUGAUGAGAUCCCACGACAGAGCCCUGUCCAACCUUGAGAGUAUACCUGGUGGUUACAACGCAUUGCAGCGCAUGUACCGCGACAUCCAGGAGCCAAUGUUGAACGUGGCCAGCAGCAUGGCAGGGAAUCCAUUCUCGGGACUAGUUGAUAAUUCAGAUGGCACCAAUCCUCAGCAGGGCGCUGAGAACAGACAGCCACUGCCCAACCCCUGGGUGAGGGGCAACUCCAACACGCCGAGCUCUGGGGUCGCGCUCGGCGGGGUCGGGCUUGGCGGGGUCGCCCCGCCGCCAGGGUUCAUGAACCCGCCGGGCAUGCAGUCGCUGCUGCAGCAGAUGUCGGAGAACCCGCGCCUCGUGCAGUCCAUGCUGUCCGCGCCCUACACCAACAGCAUGCUGGAGGCCUUCGCCGCCGACCCGGAAAUGGCCUCCCAGAUCAUAAAUCAGAACCCCAUAUUCGCCAACAACCCGCAACUACGGGAACAGAUGACCACUAUGAUGCCGCAGUUGGUAGCCCAGCUGCAGAACCCCGACAUGCAACAGUUGAUGACCAAUCCACAGGCAUUGAGCGCGCUGCUGCAGAUCCAACAAGGCAUGGAGCUCCUUCGCUCCGCGGUGCCCAACCUCGUCAACAACUUCGGGUUUGGGCCGGGCGGACAGACUACGUCCACCACCUCCGCGCCGCCCAUCAACGCCGAAGCUCCCGCGCGUCAAGUCCACCAACGAAACCACUCUGAGAUAUUCUCACAGUUCAUGCAACGCAUGGUGGCGUCCAUGGGGAACAACCAGAACAACACGCAGCAGCCGCCGGAGCAGCGCUACUCGCAGCAGCUGGAUCAGCUCACCGCCAUGGGAUUCCUUAACCGAGAAGCCAAUUUGCAAGCUUUAAUUGCAACAUUCGGCGAUGUGAACGCGGCAGUUGAAAGGCUACUGGCUCUCGGCCAGUUGUCCAUGAGCUAACACCCUAGCGCCGGACAGCGCUGCCCUGACUUGCACCACAACUUUGAACACGUUUAAAACAUCACUACGAGUAUAAAGUUACUAUACGUUUUUAUGGAUUACACAUAUAUAUUUUUUUUGUUUGACGAAAUAACGAAAUUAUAAAAAAUGUUCAUCGUUCAAUAGUGUUGUGCAAGUAAGUUUUCACAUUUAUAUUAUGUUUUAGAAUGACAAAACAUCGUCCUAAAUUCUGACUAUCCACUAAAAUUUGAGUAACAAAUGGUCUAUAUAAAUAGAUUGUCUCUUAAAUUUAAUAAUUUAAAUUCAUUCCUUGUUACUUUAGGUACUAUUAUAUUAUUUUUCUUUUUAGAUAUAAUAAAUCAUAUUUUGUAAUAGUUAUGUUGUAAACGGUUAACCUGUUUUGCUAUAUUUAUAAAAUAUUAUUACAAAGAUUUUCAUCUAUGUCUUGCAGUCCUAUGAGUACAUAUUUUUAGUUUAUGCAAUUAUAGAUAAAUGCUGUAGUUUUAUGUAAAUAGUUUUGCUUUAAAAAUCAAGUGUGGUCGCAAACUUGGAUUUAAAUUGAAAAGUUAUUGAUGUGCUGUUGGUGUGUACAGUUUUAUUUAACUCUUUCACUCAUAUAAUAAAAUAACGAAAUCAAUGAAAAAAAGCAAAAGGUUAUGCAUAAUUGAUUGGUCUUACUCGAUUUAAUGAUUAUCACCUGCAAAGUGAGUGUGUUUAGUUACAUUAUAUAUGUUAUCGUUAAAUUGUAAAAUACAUUAGUUUAUAAUGUCUCUCGUGAUAUUAUAAUCUACCGUCACAUUGUGAACUGAAAAUACUGAUUACAAUUUAACGUGUUAUUUUUCGGUAUAAUAAAAUCUAUCAGAAGUGAAACCGUUAAAUUGCAAUCUUAAAACGUCAACUGUCCGAACUUGUCCCUGAUUGGUCGGCCUUACAGCACACCGUUCUGUAUCCAUAGAGUUAGGAAUGAAACACAAAUGUCAGUCAAAUAAAAUACUUCAAGAAUUGGGACAUCACAUAUUUAUUAUACCUAAAGACUGGCACCCGAAUUGUCAUGUUCUAACCUUUAAACUUUAGAUUGAAAUGUAAUACAUGACAGGCUACAUAUAUACCUAUUGUUAAAUGGUGAUAAACUUAACUUAACUUUAGAUUUGACUAAAUUAUACUUCUAUUUAACAAUAACAACAUUUUACUGAUGGAAGAAGUGUUUAAAAAAAUUAGGAAACGCACUGGCCACCGCUCCGAGUUUCUUUCUUUUUCUUUGAUUUGUCCGAUGCCCGCUGUAAUAUUUUUGUAACUCUAUGGUAAAUUUAUCCUGAUUGACAAUUUAAUGGUUAACGGUAACUUCCGAUAGAUAAUAAUAUACCUAAAAAUAACACGUAAUCAGUAUUUUCAGUUCACAAUAUGACAGUAGAUUAUAAUAUCACGAGUGAGAUUACAAAUUAACGUAUUUUACAAUCUAACGGUGACUUAUACAAAUUGUAUACCGAUUGAAUUUGGUCUAACUCCUCGAAGCUAGAAAACUCUGAAUGUUAUUAAAUUAAUAAUAGGCGUGGUAUUUGAUGGUUGUACAUACAGUAAUUUUUGUAUUUUAUUUUUGCGGUGGUAGAAUUUUUGAAAUAAGCGAUAUUGUGCUUUAUUCUAUUAAAUGUGUAGCAAAUUAUUUUAAGUUUUCAAACAAAGCUGAUAACAGUUGCUCAGUUUUGUUAAGGGUUUCGUUAAAUUUCCAUCUAGGAUAAUGUCAAUACAAAACACUAAUCAAUAAAAUUUGAAAACGCUUA